Monascus purpureus is the source of this 2127-nucleotide messenger RNA. Lineage: Eukaryota; Fungi; Ascomycota; Eurotiomycetes; Eurotiales; Aspergillaceae. The record is from the annotation of a GenBank genome assembly.
CUUGGCUGAAGCUCUUUGUCUGACUGCAGAACAAAGCAUCGAUCCUAUUUAUCUAAUUUACUUCUGGCACAAUGUUCUCUCCUGCACCGCUAUUCUUACACCCCCCCUGAUCAAGGCUUUCUUGCCAUUGUCCCUUGAAAUGCAUCUUCUCGACCGGCUGCUGCUGCUGCUGCUGGCAGUGGCUUCGACUGUUGCAGCCGUGAAGGUCAAUCCGCUGCCGGCUCCCCGCAACAUUUCCUGGGGAAUCUCCGGUCCCAGAAGCCUUGCCAACUAUUUGAUCCUGCGCUCCGACUCCCAGACCACGUCUCCCAACAGCUUCAUCGUCGCGGAUGCCUGGGAUCGCGCCUGGAGUUCCAUCGUUUCGCUGCAAUGGGUGCCUGCUGCCGUGGAGGCGCCUAUCUCGUCUUACGCUCCUUUCCCCACAGCCGCUGCGCAGAAACGCGAUGUCGCGUCUUCGUCCUCUCCUUUAAGUGUUCUCUCUCUCCACAUCGACGACUACUAUGCCGAUCUGCAGCAUGGCGUGGAUGAGUCGUACACCAUCGACGUGCCGCGGACCUCCAACACCAUCAGAGUAACGGCAAAGACCGUCUGGGGCGUUCUCCACGCCUUCACCACCCUCCAGCAGAUCGUCAUCUCCGACGGCCACGGCGGUCUUCAGAUCGAACAACCUGUCAGCAUCCAGGAUGCUCCCCUGUAUCCUUACCGCGGCAUCAUGGUCGACACGGGCCGCAACUUCAUCUCGCUCUCGAAGAUCCUCGAGCAAUUGGACGGCAUGGCCUUGUCCAAGCUGAAUGUCCUCCAUUGGCAUCUGGACGACUCGCAGUCCUGGCCUGUACACAUGUCCUCGUAUCCGCAGAUGACCAAGGAUGCGUAUUCGCCGCGCGAGACCUUCACCCACACCGAUAUCCAGAAGGUCGUCGCGUAUGCGCGCGGACGCGGUAUCCGUGUUGUUCCCGAGGUGGACAUGCCGGGUCAUUCGGCCGCAGGGUGGAAACAGGUUGAUCCGCAGAUGGUGGCGUGUGCGGAUUCAUGGUGGUCCAACGACGUCUACGAGUACCAUACGGCCGUCGAGCCAGUGCCAGGCCAGCUGGACAUCAUCUACAACGGCACGUACGAGGUUGUGCGCAACGUCUACACGGAGCUAUCGGGCCUCUUCUCUGACAACUGGUUUCACGUGGGCGGCGACGAGCUUCAAACCGGCUGCUACAACUUCAGUCAGCGCAUCACGAGCUGGCUCGCAGAGGAUCCGUCCCGGACCUGGGACGACCUGGUGCAGUACUGGGUCGACCACGCGGUGCCCAUCUUCAAGUCCAUCAGCCCCAACCGGCGUUUGAUCAUGUGGGAAGACAUCUUCCUGUCGGAGGUUAGCGCGCCCAACGUUCCCAAGGACAUCGUCCUCCAGACGUGGAACAACGGCCUGGCCAACAUCCAGAACCUCACCGCGAACGGCUACGACAUCAUCGUCUCCUCAUCAGACUUCAUGUACCUCGAUUGUGGCUACGGCGGCUUCGUCACCAAUGACCCUCGCUACAACGUAAUGACAAACCCCGACGCCAACACCAGCACCCCCAACUUCAACUACCAGGGCAACGGCGGCUCCUGGUGCGCCCCGUACAAGACCUGGCAACGCAUCUACGACUACGACUUCACCCUCAACCUGACGGAGACACAGGCGCGACACAUCCUAGGCGCCGCGGCGCCCUUGUGGUCGGAACAGGUCGACGACGUCGUCGUCUCGGGCAAGAUAUGGCCGCGGGCCGCGGCCUUGGCCGAACUGGUCUGGUCUGGGAAUCGGAAUGCGAGCGGCCGGAAACGCACAACGGAGAUGACGCAGCGGAUUCUCAAUUUCAGGGAGUAUCUGGUUGCGAAUGGGGUGCAGGCGGCGCCGUUGGUGCCGAAGUAUUGUUUGCAGCAUGCGCAUGCGUGCGAUCUUUAUUAUAACCAGAGUGCUGUUUUUGAUUUGUAGGAUGUAUGGGUAUCUAGUUGUAAUCUAAUGGGUUAGGAUAUGCUAUACGGAGUACGGAAUAGGGAGAAGACGAGUAAACACCACGUAGCAGGAAGCAAUAACGACAGAUGUAGAUCUCGAUUAACAUUUAGCCGAGAAAAAGAAAAGAAAGGAGAUCUCUA